CGGGAAACCCGAUGACUGCUCGGUUUCCAAACCCCAAGCUAGCACCAACAAACUGAGAAUUACAAUAGAUAACUAUCAUUAUCAUCAUAGAUAGAAAAGAAAGAAAGAAAGAAAUGAACCCAAAUAAAUCUUCAAUUAGGCCACUGGGUCAGCGAUCCAUACAUUCAACAUUCAUCUUUCGUUCAUCAAACAGGUCUAGCGAUUUUAAGAAAACUGUUGAAAUUAAAGCUAGCAAUGAAAAGGGCUCGCAAGUUUCACUCUCCGAAUUCUUGAAUCGAAAGCUGCAUCAAAGCUCUGUCCUACCCGGAUCCGCUCAGGGGAAAGAGAGGCCAUUUCUGUCCCCAGUCAGUUAUAAGGAUGUGAACCCCCUAAAAGGAGAAACAAGCAAGAAGGAAAUGAGCAAUGGGGAGAAGGAUUUCGCUGUUGAUAUUGUCCUUGAACAAUUUAAGCACUCUACAACAGAGACAAAAAGUGCAAAUUCUUUUGGUAGUAACAAGCUUAUGAGUGCCACCACAGGUGAAUAUGAGAUACAGGAAUCGGGAAAAAGAAAGAGAGGUGAUUAUCAAAAACCAGCUAAAAAGCUUGUGGCAGUCCUUGGAGAUGAUUCAGUGACACAGAGAGGAGGAAGAAGGAAGAGCUUGGCAAACCAUGAGAAGCCAAAUCUUUUGUUCAAUCAUUAUGCAAAUGGGGGUGGCUGGUGGGACGACAGUAUGGAAGGUGUUGAUAAUGAAGAAGUAGGUUGUGCUGAAGUAUGGGAAGGGAUGGGUUCCACCACACUUGGGGGGCUUGAUUGGCACUGAUCACUCUUACUCUUGUAAACUUGCAAUUUGCUCUGGAUAUGUAUAUAGUUUUCUUUGAUGACUGAAAUCUUGGAUUUGCUCCAGUUACUCUGAUAAUUUAACCAUG
Coffea eugenioides is the source of this 906-nucleotide messenger RNA. RefSeq lists its product as uncharacterized. The record is from RefSeq and is a predicted model, not a curated record. The transcript is spliced from 5 exons. The coding region runs from base 114 to 800 and encodes 228 amino acids. Lineage: Eukaryota; Viridiplantae; Streptophyta; Magnoliopsida; Gentianales; Rubiaceae.